Molecule: messenger RNA, 1905 nt
Organism: Drosophila navojoa
Lineage: Eukaryota; Metazoa; Arthropoda; Insecta; Diptera; Drosophilidae
Product: hsc70-interacting protein 1
Molecular function (GO): Hsp70 protein binding; protein dimerization activity
Source: RefSeq, a predicted model, not a curated record
GUAGUUGUUUGUCAAAAGUCUAUCUCUAGAGCUCGGUCACUCUGACAACCGGAGAAAAAUUUAGUUUCAGCAUUUUGUGUGAGACGCAUUUUACAUACAUAUAAAUAUAUAUAUAUCUGUAAUUGUGUAGAAAGAAUUUACGAGAAAAUUAACGAAAUUUGAAAAAAUGGCUGCGCCAAUGCAACAUGAAGAUUUGCUUAAGCUGAAAGGCUUUAUUGAUUUUGUCAAUGCAAAUCCUACUGUAUUGAAUAUGCCUCAAUUGCAAUUUGUAAAAGAUUUUGUGGAGAAGUUCGGCGGUAAGGUGCCUGAGGGCGAUUUCAAGAUGCCGGACGCUGGCAAAUGCCCUUUCGGUGGCGAUACCGGCCCCAAAGCAAAGCCGGCUUUCACGGCUGCGGACGAUUCAGACAAAAGUGAUGAAGACGCAAGCGUUUCGGAGCCAGAGUCCGAUGUCGAAUUAGAUAUGGAGGGUGUUAUUGAAGCCGACAACGAACCAGCUCAGCCAAUGGGUGAUUCAGAAAAAGUGCCCACUGAGGAGGAAAUCGAUCAGGCCAGCGAAUUGCGUGGUCAGGCCGCUGCUGCUUACAGCCAACAGAAAUUCGACGAGGCCAUCAAUCACUAUACUAAGGCCAUUGAGUUGAAUCCGGGCAAUGCCUUAUUCUAUGCCAAGCGCGGCCAGGCCUUCUUGAAGCUUAAAAAGCCGAAUGCAUGCAUUCGCGACUGCGACAAGGCUUUGGAAUUGAACUGCGACUCGGCUGCUGCCUACAAGUUCCGUGGACGCGCCAAUCGUCUGCUUGGAAAGUUUGAGGAGGCCGCCAAGGAUUUGCGUCAGGCUUGCAAGCUGGACUUUGAUGAGGAGGCCGACGAGUGGUUGCGCGAGGUGACACCAAAUGCCAAGAAAAUCGAGCAGCAUCGCAUCAAGCAAGAGCGCAAGCAGGCUGAGCGCAAGAUUAAAGAGCGUCAGCGUGCUCAAAACAAGGCUCGCAAGGAGCAGGCCAAGCAAAGCAGUGCAGGAGCUGGCUUUCCGGGAGCCGGUGGCUUUCCAGGUGCUGGCGGUUUUCCAGGCGCUGGUGGCUUCCCAGGCGCUGGUGGCUUCCCAGGCGCUGGCGGCAUGCCCGCCGGCUUUGAUAUGGACGACUUGAUGUCAAAAAUGAAGGACCCAGAAGUGGCAGCUGCCAUGCAAGACAUACUGGCCAAUCCGGCUAAUAUUUCCAAAUACGUGUCUAAUCCGAAAAUCUUCAACUUAAUGAAGAACUUUUUCCCGCGCGGCUUCCCUGGCGCCGGCGCCGGUUUCCCAGCUGGCAAUGCUGAUGCCGACAAUUCCGCCUCGGAGGCUAAGCGCUCCAACAACAGUGAACCAAAGCCCAAAAAGGAAUCACCUGACUUCGUGGACGAUGGGCUCGAUUAAAGAUUACUUAGUUGGCAAUAACGCAGCAGCAGCAAUUAAUUAAUACAAACAAAAUUACCAAAAAGCAAGCGAAUUGAAAAAGAAAACAAAUAACACACACUGACACACACGCAUACUUAUGAGUUAGAGCGAGAUAACAACACGCGCUGUUAGGUAGCGAUAGGAAGAAGUCUAGAAUAUUUAAUCUUUACCUUAAUAAUUAAUACAGUUUAGACACCUAAGCGUUGCUGCUGCUGCAUCAAAAAAGAAGAGAAAGAAAACGAGCAAGAAGAGAAAAUGUUUCCUUAUAACUUUAACAUAAAUUUAUCGAUGAUAUCUAGUUGAACUAAAGCUCGAUAAGAGAAAAAACAACACAAGAAAAAUAAAUGAACACAUUUAAAUUAACAGCAACAAUAUAAACACAUACGCAAAGACACACACAUACACACACACAAACAUGUACACAUAAUCGAAGCAUACACAUUAAAAAAUUAGCCUUAAUUCUAACCCAAUGCUGAAGA